CUUUGGAAAAGUACUUUCUUGUAAUCAAAGUCCACAACUGGCAUAAUUUGCUUAUAAAUAAUUAUUUCACAAGUGUAAAAUAAACUGCAGCGUAAACGAAAACGUGCUGGUUAGAAUUAUCAUUAUUUACAACUGACUCAUAAACUCUUGCCGCUUGGCCUCAGAAUGGUUUCCGGCACGUCUAUUGAGGCGAAUGUAAAUGCAAUGCUGCCCCCAAGCGGCUACAUUCGGCAUAACACCAAUGUGAACUAAUGAGCAUGUGCUUUUAAAGACUCAGUAUUCACAUAACCGGGUGUUUUAUACAGUAGUUUCUGUCCUGGGCCACUGAUUUUAAAAUAAUAAUAAUAAUCAUAAUUUUUUUUAAAGAACCUAGCCAUGACAAUACAUCUAUUUCAGCCUGUUAAUUAUUUAAUUCGUCCAAAGCAGACUCGCGAAUGAAUAAAAAUCAAUAUAUUUAACACAAGUCCAACAUGUCGAUACUACAGUUUAGGAACUGCUUUUCUACUUUCAGCAUUUCAUGAGGAUCUCUCACGGCGGCUUCAGGUCCGUUCCGAUAAACUGCCUGCAAAACACUGCUCCAGGUGAGGCUCGAACUCACAACCUCGGCAUCGCUCUGCUUCGUACUGUCUUAUAAGUACCGCGCGCUAACCGAUUGCGCCACUGGAGCUCGGAUACAGCUGCUCAGGAACACAGCUUACAAAGGUCAGGAACCAGACCCAGAGCUUCGUGGGUGGUGUCGAGUCGGAAUGCUGUACAACAUGACCAACAACAGCACUUGCAUGGAAGCUCAGAGCCUUGUUGCUUCUGCAUUAACCCCCAUGUUGAUCUUGGACUUAAUUUUGGGCGUGCCAGGAAACAUCCUAGCAUUAUGGCUCCUUGGCUUUAAGGCUCCCUGGAAUUCGGCCAAUAUUUGCCUCCUCAACUUGGCGUUUGCUGAUGUCCUGCUGCUUGUUGCCCUUCCCUUUCGCAUUGACAGUGUGCUCCGUGGGGGCUGGAUUUUUGGGGAUCCCUUUUGCCGCAUCAACUUCUUCAUGCUGUCAGUCAACCAGUCAGCAAGCAUUGCUUUCAUGACUGUUUUAGUAGUGGAUCGCUUCUACAAGAUAGUUCGGCCGCACCAUCCUGUUUGCCACAUGAAAAUUCAGAGUACAGUAAUGGUGGCCUGUGGAAUCUGGGUAAUUGUGGUGACUCUUCGCCUUCCUCUGCUCUUGACCCGACUACUGAGAUCAUCUGGAAACUCAUCUGUGUUACUUUGCCAAAAUAUUGACAUAUGGACAGACACUGGAGCAGGCAUGAGGGUUCAUAAUUCACUUCAUAUGAUUGAGUUUGCUAUAGCUUUCCUGUUAGUGGCCAUUUCUUCUGUGCGCAUCUGUUACCACAUACAUGGUAACAAGAGGCUCAGAGAGCAUCGAAGAGUGAAAAGGACCAUUUACGUACUUUUGACUGUUGUGAUCAUGUUCAGCUUUUGCUUCCUACCCAAUUACAUCACAGGCUUUGUGGCUUUCUUCCUCACAGAUGUCUCGUCUUGCUCCUCAUACAUAGUUGUGGGUCAGAUGUUUAAUGUUUCUUUGUGCCUUGUGUUUUUAAACAGUGCCCUGGACCCGAUUCUGUACAUUUUAUCAAACGCAUUCUACCGAGACAUUCUAAAAGGAGCAUCUAACUCCACAGGGCUCACCAAGCAUCGACUAAGUGUUAAGGAAACCAGAACUCCUCAACGAUUUUGAGAAAAACACUGUUACCAAGGAACAUUCCUACCCACAGGACUUCAUAUCACUUUAUCACCAGGACAGUCUCUUUAAGCCCAUUUUGCAUUGAAACCAAGGUGACACAUGCAGCAAGCUGCAGACACUUUGAAACGUUUUCCAAUUUUCACUGGGCUUGACUGACCUAAGUCAUGCUUUUCCACUCUAUAAGAAUAUAGUUUGUUAGCCCAAUAAGGUAGCGCUUUUACAAAGUUAUGACCAUAACAUACAGCCAAGGCCGCUGUAAUAGGUCUACAUGUUGUUAUAAAAUCUAUGUUCUGAGCUAGACUACAAAAUACAGCUUGAAAGCUGUAUUUGUGAAAGGUUACUACAUAUAGAUAAUUAGUGAUAAUUAAAAUCAUUGUUCUAGCAUAGCAUUUGUUAUCUUUUGAAGACAGAGACAGCACUACCUUGGGCAUUGUACACUGCUUGGAUUUAACACUCCCCUGCACACCAGGGGAAGGAUAAGCGGUAUAGAAAAUGGAUGGAUGGAUGGAUGGAUGCACACCAGGUUUAAUCAGAUUUUACCUUUAACCUUUUUGCCACUGAGCUUUUAGUGCAACCAUUGAGAUACACCUUUUAUUUCACUUCAUAUUUCAGGGCAAGAAGUGAUUCCCUUUGCAUGUUGGUUAAAUUACAACUGGUGCCACCAAUGCAAAAAAAAAAGUGCAGUUACCACAUGUGGUGUAACAGAAUUGUGUGAAAAAAUAAGUAAACCCCAUGGAAAUUGUUGGCUUUUUAAAAAAAAAUUAUAUUUGGACAAGAAAAUGUAACUUUUAUGGCAUUUGAUAGUGUAUUAAUAGGCACUGUUUCAAAGAGGAUCAAAUUUUCCUUGUCCAAAUAUGUAAAAAUAAAUAAAUAAAUAAAUUUCCAUGUGGUGUACUUAUUUUUUCACGAUUGCAUAUUUCACUGUCUAAUUUACUGUGGUUUUAUUUGUAUUCUUUAUUUAUCUAUGUUGAUAUUAUUUAGUAAAGAUGUCAUAAGAUGCUCACCUGAAAUUAUUCAUGUGUAAAUAUCUUUUUUGUAGUUUUUUUGUGUUUUGAAUAUAAGCUGAAUAUGUUUUGUGUGAACACGACUCUUUCUACUGUAAUACUAUAAUUUCCCUCAGGAUCGAAAGUUUCUAUGUAUAUACUUAUAGACUAAAUGUUAAGGAUUUACAUUCUCAUAUUUCUAUUGCAUCCAAGCUUAAACAAAAUAAUUGACUUUAUGCUUUCAGUUAGUCAGUGUAAAAUAUUUAUACAACCAGUUAUGAUACCUAAAAGACAGUGUGACUGUAAUGAUGCUAACAAAGAAGAAGAAGAAGAAAUGAAGAAAGACACUGUUAUCACAUUGAGAUAUUUGGAUUUG
Molecule: messenger RNA, 3086 nt
Organism: Ictalurus punctatus (channel catfish)
Lineage: Eukaryota; Metazoa; Chordata; Actinopteri; Siluriformes; Ictaluridae
Gene: hcar1-4
Product: hydroxycarboxylic acid receptor 1-4
Exons: 2
Coding region: 747-1721 (324 amino acids)
Biological process (GO): G protein-coupled receptor signaling pathway
Cellular component (GO): membrane
Molecular function (GO): G protein-coupled receptor activity
Source: RefSeq, a predicted model, not a curated record